AUGAACAGUUAUCGCGCCCUUGAAAGCAUGAGGAACUUAUCCUUCGUGCCACAUUCCCUGGAGUGUCGUUUUAAGUUGGUUCACCAGCGAGGUUCGACGGAUCCCACUGCUUUCCUGCUGGAGACCUGUUGUAUGGAUCUGAUGGUUUCUAGAAAGGAGGACCACGGCGUUGUUAGUUUCCAAAUAGAGGAGCCGGUCGAUGGCGGUGUUGGAGACUGUGAACGGGCGGCUGAGGAGAGCUUUGAAAUGUUUACAUCAGCGCUUCAGAAUCUGCUAUUUCUCGACGAGGAGUGUUUUUACUCCGUAACUGAGUAG
This is a messenger RNA of Spirometra erinaceieuropaei, 315 nucleotides long. Lineage: Eukaryota; Metazoa; Platyhelminthes; Cestoda; Diphyllobothriidea; Diphyllobothriidae. The record is from the annotation of a GenBank genome assembly.